Molecule: messenger RNA, 2349 nt
Organism: Ostreobium quekettii
Lineage: Eukaryota; Viridiplantae; Chlorophyta; Ulvophyceae; Bryopsidales; Ostreobiaceae
Source: the annotation of a GenBank genome assembly
AUGCUUCAGUCUAGGAAAUCCCUGGGGCCCGAGCCCGACCGAGCGACUCCGAGUUCAGCUCCCCGGUCUCCGCCGUGCCCGGCGACGGGCCUCGCAUCCAUGCAUGGAUCACAUCGACUGGAGUGGCCAGCGCUGGCGCUCCUCCUCUGCCUCACCGCCCUCUGGGGCCGCUCGGCAGCGGCGGGGCGUCCUCCCCCCGGCGACCUGACGGACGAGCAGCGGGCCGCCGUGGAGACGGUGUACCUGGUGUCCUCCUGCCACCUGGACGUCGGCUUCAAGGACAGCGCCGCCAACAUCACCAACCUCUACUUCGACCAAUUCUUCCCCGACGCCGUCCGAACGUCCGCGAGGCUGCGGGCGCUGGGCGGCGAGGAGCGGCUCGUCUUCCUCACCCACUCCUACCUGGUGUCGCUGUACCUGAGCUGCCCGCCGGGCAUGGGCCUGCACUGCCCCAACAUGACCGCCAGGGACGCGUUCCUCCAGGCGGUCGUCAGGGGGGACGUCACAUGGCACGCCUUCCCCUUCAACGCCCAGCUGGAGGUGUACGACGAGUCGCUCGCCGACUUCGGCUUCGCCAUGACGCACGAGCUGGACGACGCGUGGAGCCGGCGGAGGAAGACGACCAUGUCGCAGCGUGACGUGCCUGGCACCACGCGAUCCGCGAUUCGAAUCAUGGCUAGGAAUGGCGUGCAGGCCCUCACGGUGGGCGUGAACAAGGCCAGCAUGCCACCGGCGGUGGGCCCCGCGUUCGUCUGGAGGGACCCGGGCACGGGGGAGGAGGUGCUUGCCAUGUGGCACCCGCACGGGUACGGCAACGUCCUCAAGGACGGCAUCGACAGCGUGGUGGCCGUCCCGGGGCUGCCCGUCGCUCUGGCGUUCGCCAUACGCGGGGACAACUCGGGCCCCCCUAGCAUCGAAAACGUCACCUCCACCUACGCCGUUAUAAAGGACCUGUUCCCCAACGCGAGGAUAGUCGCGUCCGGGUACGACGAAUUUGUGGAGCGCCUGGAGAUGCACAAGUCGCAGCUGCCCGUCUUCACGGGGGAGAUAGGCGACACGUGGAUCCACGGCGCGGCCUCCGACCCGCUCAAGACGGCCGAGUUCCGGGAGGUACAGAGGCAGCGGGCGGCGUGCCUGGGCACGGGCGCCUGCUCCCUGGGCGACCCCCGCGUGCGGAACUUCUCGCGCCUGCUGAUGAAGUACGGGGAGCACACGUGGGGCAAGGACGUCAAGACGUUCUUCAACGACACCGACCACUGGAGCAACGCCGCCUUCGACGGGGGCCGCGGCCUGCCCAACGCCACCCACAUGGUGGCUUCCUGGGUGGAGCAGAGGGACUGGGCGCUGAAGUACGCGCUGGAGGCGCUGCGCGACCACCCCCUCAGGCGGAAGGUCGCGCGGGGACUCCGUGACUUGAGGCCCGGCGGCAGGCCGGCGGUUGAUGGCAAGCGGCAGGGGCGGGCCGUCGUCGAGUGCGGCGCAUUUCGAGUCGCGGUCGACGAAGAGACCAUGUCCGUAGUGAGCCUGGUGGACGCCCGGGGGCCCGUCCCCGUGGAGUACGCUGGGGAGGACCACCCCCUGGGGCGGUUCGUCUACCAGUCGUUCUCCUCGGACGACUUCGCCGCGUUCCUGACCGAGUACUUCUACAUACAGGACGCCUCGUGGGCGUGGCUGGACUUCGACAAGACCGGCCUGGGCGGGGCGUCCGUCCACCAGGAGGCGUACCCGCGCAUGGGGGCCUGGUCCGUCGGCCAGCGGGGCAGCGGCUCCUCUGCCGUUUGCGUGCUCCGCUGCAGCGGGCGAAUGCCAGACUCCCUCGUCCACGACUACGGCGCCCCUGCGGAAGUCGGGCUGGAAAUCAGCGUGCCGAUCGGCUCCCGGCCGGACGAGGAAGUCCGCCUGGGCAUCGCGGUGUCCGUCUUCAACAAGACGACCACGCGGCUGCCCGAGUCGCUGUCCGUCUUCUUCAGGCCCAGCCCGGAGGCCGUGGCGCCCGACUCGAUGGUCGUCUCCAAGCUGGGGGAGCCAGUGAGCGUGCUGGACGUGGUAAAGAACGGCAGCACGCACGUUCACGGCAGCGACGGUGGAGUUAUGUACACUCGGGGCAGGCGGCUGGCCGUUGCGUCACUGGACACGAACCUGGUAACGGUGGGCGGCACCAACGCGUUCCCGACGCCCGUGGGGCCGCCGGACCCCUCUGCGGGCUUUGGGUUCAACAUCUACAACAACAUCUGGUGCACGAACUACAUCAUGUGGUACCCCUACCUGCCCCGGGACGGGAGUCAGAGGUACAGGAUGGUGAUGACGAUACCGCCAGCGACGGAGGGCGCCCAGAGCGAAGUUCGGUGA